Messenger RNA from Condylura cristata (star-nosed mole), 2535 nucleotides. It is a transcript of the gene RELT, whose product is annotated as RELT tumor necrosis factor receptor. The transcript is spliced from 11 exons. Bases 122 to 1414 code for a protein of 430 amino acids. Gene Ontology annotation, molecular function: protein binding. Gene Ontology annotation, biological process: apoptotic process; amelogenesis. Lineage: Eukaryota; Metazoa; Chordata; Mammalia; Eulipotyphla; Talpidae. The record is from RefSeq and is a predicted model, not a curated record.
CGCGCAGCCUGCGCGGUCUCCUUGCGCUCUCCGAGUCGGGUCGGGGCACCGCGUCUUUCGGGGUAGCCGGGCUGCUGGAGCUCCGCGGCGCGGCCAGGCUGGUGACCGCAGGGGCCUGAGGAUGAAGUGGGGCCCACAGCUCUGGCCCCUGUCCUGCCUCCUUGUGCUGCUGCCCUGGCCUCUGGUCACUUCAACACCAACAAUCCCUUGGCAGUGCCCACCUGGGGAGGAGCCUGAUCUGGACCAAGGGCAGGCCAUAUCCUGCAGGCCUUGCCCCCUAGGCACCUUCUCAGCCUCAUGGGGCUCUAGCCGAUGCCAACCCCACUCCCUCUGCGGCCCUCGAGGGAGGCUGAAGGCCCAGGUGGGCACAGAGACUCAAGACACACUCUGUGGAGACUGCCAGCCAGGGUGGUUUGCCCCUUCAGAAGUCCCCCAUGCCCCCUGUCAGCCAUGCCCCUGGACACCUCUGGGCACUCAAGCCUGUCACGGGCAGGGGCGCCGGGCCCGCCGUGGCGUGGAAGUGGCCGCAGGGGCCGGCGGCAGCGAGGAGAUGCAGCAGCCUGGGAACGGCACACGGGCGGGCAGCCCCGAGGAGACGGCCGCCCAGUACGCCGUCAUCGCCAUCGUGCCCAUCUUCUGCCUCAUGGGGCUGCUGGGCAUCCUGCUGUGUAACCUGCUCAAGCGGAAGGGCUACCACUGCACGGCCCACAAGGAAGUCGGGCCUGGCCCUGAAGGUGGUGGCAGCGGGAUCAACCCAGCCUAUUUAGCUGAGGACGCCAAUGAGGACACCAUCGGGGUCCUGGUGCGUCUGAUCACAGAGAAGAAAGAGAAUGCAGCGGCCCUGGAGGAGCUGCUAAAGGACUAUCACAGCAAACAGCUGGCGCAGACAAGCCAGAGGCCUGUGCCCAGGCUGCCGCCGGGCACCCCCAGCAUGCCGCACAUCUGCCCACAUCGCCACCAUCUCCACACCGUGCAGGGCCUCGCUUCACUCUCUGGCCCCUGUUGCUCCCGUUGUAGCCAGAAGAAGUGGCCUGAGGUGCUGCUGUCCCCCGAGGCUGCAGCUGCCACUGCUCCUCCUCCCAGACUCCUGCCCAGCGUGGGCAGGGCCCCCAAGGCUGGAGCCAAGGCAGGACGCCAGAGCGAGAUCACCAUCUUAUCUGUGGGCAGGUUCCGCGUGGCCCGGAUUCCUGAGCAGCGGACAAGCUUACUAGCACCAGAGGUGAAGACCAUCACAGAGGGCGGGCCCUCGGGGGGCAAUCUCCCUGACUCCCCGCAACCCGGACUCCCCACUGAGCAGCUGGCACUGCUGGGGAGUGGUGGAAGCCACACAAAAUGGCUGAAGCCUGUAGCGGAGAACAAGGCUGAGGAGAACCACUAUGUGGUCCGACUGAGUGAGAGCAGCCUGGUCAUCUGAGGAGCUGUCAUACCGGAGGACAAUGCAGCCCUGCCCUGGGAGCUUCUGGAGGCUUCCUGGAGGAGGUAGAGUUGCAGCUGAGCCUGUGAGGACCAAGAAGCAAUGGCCCAGCAGACAGAAGAGCCAAAAGUCAAAGCCUGGAGGUGGGACUGUCCGCCCCAGGGAGCAGGCAGGGCGGGUGCUGUGUGCAGGAGCAGGUUGAGACUCCUCCCAACCCCCCCAAUCCCUGCUGCCCCCAUUCCUCCCCUGCAGGACGCCCACGACCCUGCACCCUGCCCUAGCCAGAUCCUUGGGGCCCAAGGGAUCCUCUACACACCCAGAUGGCUAGGCCCUGAUGGUAGAGGGCCUCCUGCCUGGCACCCCCAGUACCCUACACCUUGGUAAUUAGGCAGCCCCUCCCUCUGCACAGGGCCUCAAGCGGAUGUCAUCUGUACCCUCCUGCUCCGGCAGGUCCCAUGGGAAAGGGCAACACAGGCUAACUUCCUGGGUUCCAAUCCUGGCAAGUCCCUGGCAUCACUGGAUCCCAGUUUCUCUGACUGAAGUGGAGAGGGGAGGACGUCUCCGUACCUGUGGCCUCUCCAGCUUCUUGUAGGCUCUGGCAGGGUUGUUUUGGGAAGUGUUUGACCCCCUUGCCACAGUCUCAUUAGAAGAAGCUUUAACUGGCUUUUUUUUUUUUUUUUUUUGCUGCUUCUAGAGCCUCCACUUGCAAUUCAAAGCCCCCAUGGGGUUGCCCAUCCACAGCCUAAGGAGGGGCUCAAUGCAUGUGCCUGCCCCUCCUCCCCCCACUCUGCCAUUUUCAUUGACACUGAACAAAACAGACUUAAUCUGGGCAGUGCUCUGGCUCAGCCUGCCCACCACCACCAAGAUCUCUGGCCCUUCCAGAGAGGGCUGUGCAACAGGGCUGGAGAGGCACCGUCCCCGUGGUGUUCCUGUGUCUGUCCCCAGGGCCGGACAGCGCAGGCGACUGUCCUGCCCAGCCCCCAUCUCCAUUCUAGUUCAGCGACCUGUUAUUUAUGUUGGGACUGUGCAGGCACGAGCCCCACCACCAUCCCCAUUUCUCUUAUUUAUUGAAACUUUGCUGUUGUCUUAUUCUUGCAUCUUCAUCCCCAUCUGUUAAGUAA